AUGACUGAAAGUGAGAAAGAUAUUUCUGUGGAGGAGCUCGAGGAGACGGUGAAACGCACAGAUGAGCAACUUGACCUGAUGGCGUGGAAGAUAGAAGAUGGAGACAAAGAUCUGGUGGUGCCUGUAGACGGCCAGGACAUGUGUAUUAUGAACCUGCUCAAAUCUGUUUCUGAGGUGCGUUCGGACUACCAGCAGCUAAGACAAGAGCUGGAAGAAGUUCAGGCUCUACAACGUGAACUCUCUUCGAGAUUGCGCGCGCAACUACGGAUCGUACAUGGGAAGUUUGCACGACUACGUCAACGUCUGGCCGUUGCUUCACCUCCACGUUAAGUACAACAUUAGGGCCUCACAUGUCUUGUGCAUCGAAAGGCACAUUAUUACAUAUUAUUCUAACGGUGUUUCUGGCCCGCACAUCAAUUGUAUGGUAAGAACUGUGAGAAAUUCAACGGAAUUCCUUGCAGUUCCGCCUCGUACCAUCAUACUAUUCUUUUUGGACCAGGUUAGUCGAUGAGAGAUUCGCGGGCACAAUUCAGCUUUGCAUAGGGAAGUGCAAAUGCAGUUGGCUGUCAACGUUUUUCAUUUAUUAAAUUGCAAUUGUAUAUUUGAGCUGGAUAAUUAUGUGGUAGUAAUAUGGCCUAUUAUGAAGUAGUCUAAAUGGAGCGGAGAACGUGAUUUUAUGACGUCCUUCACAUGUCAUGACGUCACGUUCAUAAGGUCUUAAAAGUAAAAUAAAAUUCUAAAUUUGGUAUUUAUGAAAAUUGUUAACAUUUUUUUUAAAGCUUGAGAGGUUUAGAAAGUUAUAAUAAUCUCGAAUGGUCUGGAAAAAAUCACUAGUGUCCCAAUCUAAACUUACUCGAAUAAACGAAAAUGUGCCAAUGUUUAGAAGUAUCGUAGAUACAGGUGCACAUUUAGCACAAACACUUAGCCGUUUUUGAAUUGUGAUCUCAAUCCAGUGUAAUAUCUAAUAAUAAAUGUUAAAGAAUAAUCAGUUAUGAGCCGAGCACACGACACAGAUUUGCACUAAAUUAAGUACUAAGUCUGUUAAGAGUCGUUAUGCCAUCAAUUAUUAAUGACAAAUGGCGAGUAAUUUGGGCCAAAAGACUUCUCGAAGCGACGAUAUGAAUCAAGACGACGCGAAACCAAAGAACACUCGCGAAAAGCGAAAGUGGCUCCACAUUUUCGCAACUUCGUCUCAGUACAUAUACAUAUUCAAACAGUCUUUACUAAGCACUAUAUUAUGCAAGCACCAUAGCACUAGAUGCUUGCGUUAAUUAAUCAAUACACAGUCGUGUGUAAGGUCUAAACGAACUAGUCUGCUUUUAAUGUGACUAUUUAGUUCAAAACGUAGCGAAAUUGUAUUUUGUAUCUAGUAUUUUAGUUUGGAUAGGGUAAAAAGUAAGUUGGUGCUAACGUGAACGCAUUGCGUGUGUCUGAAAAACAAAACGAAAUUAUAAUAAAAAAAUCUUUAUUUCCCUUUUGCCCAUGAACCCAUUACUAGUGGAGCAUUAUAUAAAAACAAGUUUCCUUGCAGCACAACUGCUUUAAAAUUAUUGAGGCAAAAGGGAAAGAAGACGUCAGGUUAUAGACAAAUUCCAAUAAAUGAAAUACCAAAGACGUGUUUGAUCAAUCGAGAGUCAAUUUGUGAACAUCAGCAAUAGGUGGAUAUGGAACGAAUUUAAAGUAGUUUAAUCGAACAAAUGAUUUUAAAGUUAGUGUUUAUGAAACUGUUUACUUGGAUUUGUUUUUUGUAAUGUUUUGUUUUUGUAGUGGCUUAUAAUUGUUAUCAAAGAAUGGAAAUAUUGAAACCGAUGGUGAGAUUGAAGCUACCAUUUCCAAAUGCUUCUUAUAUAUUAUUAAGUACAUUUUUGUAUUUCAUAUGAAAAUUUGCUUUCCGUCUUUUUGGAGGAAAAGGUUUUUACCGUCGUCCCCACUCUGUGGCUCUGGCAGGUAAAUGAGACACCUGCUUAUAUUUUUCGUUAUAUUUCACCUGGUUGUGAUAUUUGACAUCACAAUUUCCAAUCAUUGAUAAAAAAAUGAAUGUCGGCGGUGAAUGAUUCAAAAUGGAUUUACAAUAAUUUUAUUUCUAUUUGCUAACCUCGUACACAGUUUAAUCCACGUUAAUAAAUUAUUGCACAUAUCACGCACUUGCAUGUUUGUUGCUAUUUCUUCACUUUUUGAUGGGGCAAGAUACAAACAAAAGUAGAUACAUUGUUUUUGUAAGUGUCAGGGUAUGGGGAUUUAAAUGGAUGGAGAGGUAUCACGUGCCAAAACAAAGUCAUAUUUUUCGUUCCAAUUUCAUGUAUCAAUUAAUUAUGAGGUUUCUUGUCCCAUCACUAAAGCACGAAUUCAUAAUAGAUGUAAGGGAAAUACAUGUCUGAAACUAUGUGUAAGCCUAAAUUUACCAAGUAUACCUGAUUCUUAGAGACUAAGUAGCAUAGUUCCCUGUAUGGUUUUUGAUAUGAUUUUUAUAACACCCGACACUUUGGCUUUUUCAUGUGAAUUUUAAAAAGCCAAACGGGAUUUAGUGAAUUUUAGAACGUUGUCUGGUAGGCGACUUAAGUGUAACUUGCUCAAGUUACUUAGUGAAAUCUUAAUCUAUAGUGAAUUACUUAAAAGUAAAAGUGGAACAGCAAAUAAUGAAACAUAGUCAUAAUUACUUAAUCGAAUAAUUUUAACGUUUCUUCAAGCGAAUGUUUCUCAAAUGUAAAAUUGCUCUGAGCACGUCCAUUUCUAUAGCACAAUAUUUAAAAUUACACAAUUGUCAGUGUUGUGAUUACAUUUAAUAAAUUUUGCUUGGCACUUGCUAUAAUUAACGUUUACAUUUUUCCUACUUUUCUUUGUAACUUAUUGAUAAUUUUUUGUCACAUUUAGGGUCUUCCAUAUCUACAGCUUCUAUUCUGGUAUCCUUUUGUCGACGAUUUCAUUAGUAACAAAAACAACACAAGACUUCAACGUUGCAAUAUUUCCUGCUCAUUUCUCUCUAGGACUCGGAAUAUGUGAUAUUAUAAAAAGUUGACGGGGACAACACUGCUUCUAGAAUUAUAAAAAUAGUUCCAAGCCGACCGACGUAGAAUGGUCGCCGUUGUUGCAAGUAUGGAAGGCUCUUAAAUAUUCAUAUAUAUGUUAUGUCCAACAUGUCCAUGUUCAAUCUCAAAUCAAA
Messenger RNA from Hyposmocoma kahamanoa, 3160 nucleotides. RefSeq lists its product as uncharacterized. Bases 1 to 330 code for a protein of 109 amino acids. The transcript is spliced from 3 exons. NCBI's taxonomy places the organism in Eukaryota, Metazoa, Arthropoda, Insecta, Lepidoptera, Cosmopterigidae. The record is from RefSeq and is a predicted model, not a curated record.